AUGAACGAUGCACGAGUUGUGUGCAGGCAACUGGGCUGUGGCAAGCCUGUUGCUGCUCUGAGAAAUAGCUAUUUUGGAGAAGGCUGGGCAAGUCCUUGGAUGACUCGUGUGAGCUGCACUGGCUCUGAAGACUUUUUGUGGUCUUGCCCUUAUGAAGACCCAUACUAUUCAUGUGGCGUUUAUGGAGAUGCUAGUGUCAUAUGUGCAGGGAGCACCUCUUUCCCUCCAGUGAGCACCACUCUAAAUGUCUUUUACGCAGGAUCCUGGGGGACAGUGUGUGAUGAUUCUUGGGAUCUCAAUGACGCAAAUGUUGUGUGCAGGCAGCUUGGAUGUGGAUAUGGUGUUGCAGCAAAGACCAAUGCCUAUUUCGGUCAAGGCUCAGGAAAUAUUGUUCUGGAUAAUGUGAAUUGCAAAGGAUGGGAAUACAGUCUAUGGGACUGUCCUCAUUCAGGAUGGCUCUCUCAUAACUGUGGUCAUUCUGAAGAUGCCGGUGUCAUCUGCUCAGGAACAUCAGGAUCCACUCCAUCAUGGCCCUGGUACACCACAGCUGCUGCUGGACAUACAAGCUCUCCAACAACAGGAACACCGGGAUCCACUCCAUCAUGGCCCUGGUACACAACUGCAAGCACUCCGUUUCCUCCAGGGAGAACCACACCAAGUGGGCUGGCAUUGAGACUGGUGAAUUCAUAUAGCAGAUGUGAGGGUCGUGUUGAAGUCUUUUACGCAGGAUCCUGGGGGACAGUGUGUGAUGAUUCUUGGGAUCUCAAUGACGCAAAUGUUGUGUGCAGGCAGCUUGGAUGUGGAAUGGUUGUUGCAGCAAAGACCAAUGCCUAUUUCGGUCAAGGCUCAGGAAAUAUUGUUCUGGAUAAUGUGAAUUGCAAAGGAUGGGAAUACAGUCUAUGGGACUGUCCUCAUUCAGGAUGGCUCUCUCAUAACUGUGGUCAUUCUGAAGAUGCCGGUGUCAUCUGCCUCAGGAACAUCAGGAUCCACUCCAUCAUGGCCCUGGUACACCACAGCUGCUGCUGGACAUACAAGCUCUCCAACAACAGGUAUCAUUUCAGGAACAUCAGGAUCCACUCCAUCAUGGCCCUGGUACACCACAGCUGCUGCUGGACAUACAAGCUCUCCAACACAGGUAUCAUUUCAGCAAGCACUCCGUUUCCUCCAGGGAGAACCACACCAAGUGGGCUGGCAUUGAGACUGGUGAAUUCAUAUAGCAGAUGUGAGGGUCGUGUUGAAGUCUUUUACGCAGGAUCCUGGGGGACAGUGUGUGAUGAUUCUUGGGAUCUCAAUGACGCAAAUGUUGUGUGCAGGCAGCUUGGAUGUGGAUAUGGUGUUGCAGCAAAGACCAAUGCCUAUUUCGGUCAAGGCUCAGGAAAUAUUGUUCUGGAUAAUGUGAAUUGCAAAGGAUGGGAAUACAGUCUAUGGGACUGUCCUCAUUCAGGAUGGCUCUCUCAUAACUGUGGUCAUUCUGAAGAUGCCGGUGUCAUCUGCUCAGGAACAUCAGGAUCCACUCCAUCAUGGCCCUGGUACACCACAGCUGGAACACCGGGAUCCACUCCAUCAUGGCCCUGGUACACAACUGCAAGCACUCCGUUUCCUCCAGGGAGAACCACACCAAGUGGGCUGGCAUUGAGACUGGUGAAUUCAUAUAGCAGAUGUGAGGGUCGUGUUGAAGUCUUUUACGCAGGAUCCUGGGGGACAGUGUGUGAUGAUUCUUGGGAUCUCAAUGACGCAAAUGUUGUGUGCAGGCAGCUUGGAUGUGGAUAUGGUGUUGCAGCAAAGACCAAUGCCUAUUUCGGUCAAGGCUCAGGAAUUGUUCUGGAUAAUGUGAAUUGCAAAGGAUGGGAAUACAGUCUAUGGGACUGUCCUCAUUCAGGAUGGCUCUCUCAUAACUGUGGUCAUUCUGAAGAUGCCGGUGUCAUCUGCUCAGGAACAUCAGGAUCCACUCCAUCAUGGCCCUGGUACACCACAGCUGCUGCUGGACAUACAAGCUCUCCAACAACAGUAAAAUAUACUUGUGGUGGUGUCCUUCAGUAUUCAUCUGGGACAUUUCAAAGCCCGUUCUACCCUGGAAAUUAUCCAAACAAUGCAGAUUGUGUGUGGGAAAUAGAAGCAGUGAGCAAUUACCUCAUAACACUUUCAUUUAGAGAUAUCUCGACAGAAGGUGGUAGUUGCCAGUAUGAUUAUAUAGAGAUAUAUGAUGGACCACUCUACACUUCUCCUUUACUGGGGAAAAUUUGUUAUAAUUCCUAUUUUACAUAUACAUCGUCCUCAAACUUGAUGACAGUUCGAUUUCACAGUGACUCAAGUAUCACAAAGAAAGGGUUCCGUGCUGACUACUACACCAUUCCAGCAGAUCAGAAUACUACUCUUUUGUGCUUGCCAGAAUACAUGCAUGCAGUUGUUAACAGAGCCUAUCUCCACUCACAAGGCUACAUUGCAGAGAAUAUCAGCUUGAAUGACCCUUAUUGUAAGCCAAAGAUUACACCAAACUAUAUUAUAUUCAACAUACCAUACAAUGGCUGUGGCACAAGACGAGAGGGAAACAGCAACACUAUCAUGUAUUCUAACUUGAUCAAAGCAACCUCUUCUGGUUACAUAAUCAAAAGGGAAAAAGAUCUUCACUUGCAUAUCAACUGCAAAAUGCUCCAAAACACAUGGAAAGAAAUCAUGUAUAUUGCCGAGGAUGUUCCUGAGGAUAUUAAGGAGGUCAAUGAAACUCAGUACAGCAGAUAUGACGUGAACAUUUCAUUUUACGAAUCACCGUCCUUCUCACGGCCAGUGUUUGACUCUCCAUACUAUGUUAGAUUGAACCAGAAUGUAUUCCUUCAAGCUUCAGUUAACAGCUCUGACCCAAAUCUGGUGUUGUUUUUGGACACCUGUGUUGCAUCACCUGAUUCCAGUAGUGUUACAUCCACCACCUAUGAUAUUAUCAGGAAUGGAUGUGUUAGAGAUCCAACCUAUGGUACAUACUAUUCACCCUACAGCUCCACCAUACGGUUCAAAUUUAAUGCCUUCAAGUUUAUUAAUCAAUAUUCAUCAGUUUACCUGCAGUUUAAAAUGGUCGUGUGCAGGGUAUAUGAUUAUUCUUCCCGAUGCUACCACGGCUGCAUACCCAGGUCCAAAAGAGAUACAAGCUCUUACCAAGAAAAACUGGAUGUUGUUGUUGGGCCAAUUGAGCUUUGGAAAGAUGGCACUGAAAACCGGAAUGCUGAGCUGGACUAUUCUGAACAUCAGGAAGACGUGGAUUCCCAUGGUUCACUUACUGCUACUGCUGGUCAUUCCCAUGCACCGUUUAUUGUUAUGGGUGUGGUGCUUGCAGCUGUUGUUUUCACUCUUGUUGGGUUUCUUUUGAAAAGUAACUGAGGAGACCGAUUCCGUACCAGAUAAUGUGAGACGCUAAAGACACCAGCAUCUGGCAGACAAUGAUAUCUCAGGGCAUUUACGUAAUGAUUCCGUUUCUAGCCUUUGCACUCAAUAAUUUUUCUAUGACAAUUUGCGCUUCAAAGAGAAAGUAUGACAAACUUACUGUAUGAGGCUACACUCUGAGUUCUGGUAAAUUCAGGCUAGAGAUUUGCCUGAGGUUAAAACCCCACCUCCAUGGAAAAGUUUGAAUCCAGAUUCCAAUUCUGUAACCAGCUGCCAUUUCCAAAAAUGGACUGAACCCAAGCCCAGUAUUUGAUCUACCAGCUCCCUUCUCUUAAUCUAGAUCCAGACUUUGCAGCUCAGGACUAUCUCCAAUCUAGAUAGAUGAAAAAUACUAUCUAUAGUUUUUGUGGUAUUCUGCAGUGAGAUUUAACAGAGCAACUCUUGUAAUAUAAUGAAUGUGUAAGCAGGAAGAAGGGUCCAGAGGUUAGAGCAAUAAUCUGUGGGGUGAGUCACUGUUUCACAAUAAACAGCUUGUGUGACCCUGUGUCAGUCACUUAAUCUCUCUGGGCCUUAGUUCCCCAUCUGUAAAAUGGGAAUAACAGCACUUCCCUAUCACACAGGGGCAUUGUAAGGAUAGAUACAAUUAAGAUUAUGAGGUGCUCAGAUAUUACUAUGAAGAGGGAUAUAGAAGUAUCUAAGAUCGAUAGAUAGUACUUUGAUUUGACAACUUUAUACAUAAAAAGGGCAAUCUGAUACCGGUUUUUAUGUUUUAUGCAUACCUAGUAUAUCUUAUGCAUAUCUAGGACAUUUCAGUCACUGCUGAUCAUCAAGAUUUAGAUUCUAAUGCAAGUUUUCUCCCUCAUAAUCCUCCUCUCACUUCCUUUCAAAAGCAGUGUAUCUAACACCUGAAAUAUUCUGACAUAGAAAUUGUGGUACAGAGAUGGGGAUAAAAUCUACAUGUGGCAACACCAAAUGAUCCCAGGUUGUUAUACAGAAGAAAGUAUUUUUAUUUAGUAAUCAGCUAUGCCUGGAAAAGAAAUACAGAAAUCAUACAUCCAAUAACAUAUGGAAUUGCUAAAACACCCUGUUUCAGAUUGUCUUGGACAUUGCACUUUAAGGUUUAAUUUCUCUUUGAGACAAAUGUAAUAUAUUGUGCUACUUUGUAAAAUGGGAUGAUGUCCACUCUAAAUUAAUUUCAUAUGUAAAUAUAGCAAUUUACAAUCAGAAGUUGGAAGUGUUUACAAAGCAAUAUUUCUAUUGGUGUAUUUGCAAAUAAAAUGUCUAUGC
Dermochelys coriacea (leatherback sea turtle) is the source of this 4659-nucleotide messenger RNA. Its product is annotated as deleted in malignant brain tumors 1 protein. NCBI's taxonomy places the organism in Eukaryota, Metazoa, Chordata, Testudines, Dermochelyidae. Gene Ontology annotation, cellular component: membrane. The record is from RefSeq and is a predicted model, not a curated record.